AUGUUAGCGAACCAAGACGGUCGGCGGGACGAUCGACACAAUGGCCGACGGGACAACCGACGCCGGCGCCCCGGAUCGGACCGAGUCGGACGAAGGAACAGAGAGACAUUGAACACCUCGUCAUCGUCGGAGGAACUAGACGACUUCAAGCCUCGCGAUCCUGGUUAUUUCGACCCACGCGACGACCGCCCGUUCUCAGAAGUAUUAGACAAGCAGCGGGUUUACCACAACGUCUCGGCCUUCAUUAACGCUGCGAAGGUCACGAGCGCUAACUACACAAGGAGAUCCUUUGCUAAGCGUUUCUGGCAAUGUUUACUCGGAGACGCGAUAGUCUGGUACAACAACGAACUAGAUGAGAAAACCCGCGCACGCCUCCGACGCAGUCGUCACCUCGACGAAUGGUAUACAUUGCUCUCGGAGAAAUUCGCAGUCAAUUACGGCGACGCGGUCAAGAAUUUCCAGAAGCUCAAAUAUACCUUGUGGGACGUAUACGAAAGGCACGAUAUAAGAAAUUGUACAGCGACGUCGUUAUCAUUGGAGCAGGCCUGUCGGGAAUCGACAUGGCAUGCCAGCUCCAACGGCAAUUAUGUGUCAGCGACUACGUGGUUUACGACCGCGCUGGGAGAAUUGGGUGGCGCAUGGGCCGCCAACAAAUGUGCUUUUUCCGCGUCCCCUUCAAAGUGGUACUAG
Penicillium bovifimosum is the source of this 690-nucleotide messenger RNA. RefSeq lists its product as uncharacterized. Bases 1 to 690 code for a protein of 229 amino acids. The record is from RefSeq and is a predicted model, not a curated record. NCBI's taxonomy places the organism in Eukaryota, Fungi, Ascomycota, Eurotiomycetes, Eurotiales, Aspergillaceae. The transcript has a single exon.